Styela clava is the source of this 1416-nucleotide messenger RNA. Lineage: Eukaryota; Metazoa; Chordata; Ascidiacea; Stolidobranchia; Styelidae. The record is from RefSeq and is a predicted model, not a curated record.
AUGUCAAACGUAUCCAACGGAACAACUUCAAGCGUGUCAACAACUGCAGUAACGAACCAUCUUGAAACAACAUCUACCAUUCCUGAAGCAAUUACCUCCAAUACCCCAACCUCGUCCGUUCAUAUGAAUGCUUCUGAAGCUCCAAACACCGCCUUUAAUGUGAGUGGAAACGAAUUAUCAACAAUAUCAAUGUUGCCAUCAUCAGCUUCAGAAACACACAUUGUAGAUUCGGCAACCCUUGUCACUUCGUCAGCUAUUAUCAACGUUACACAAGUAGUUGAUGCAGCAACGGCACCUACAGCUGUACCCGCAUCAACAGCGACUAAUGAGCUUCAGAGUGCAGCAACAUAUUCAGUAGCAACAAAUGUACCAACAUCGAAUGGGACGAGCAGCAUUGCUAUUUUUUCUGUAGAGAAUAAUAGAACUACUACGAUAGUAAAUUUAAAUUCGUCAGUUGAAGUCAUAUUAUCUACAAAUGUCGUUGCUAACAUAACCGCACCAAUGACAACACCAAACUCAAUGCUGCUCACAUCUACAUCCGAAUCAGCAACAAUUCCGACAUUGACAACUUCUGCUGUUCCAGUGGCCUUGGAGACAUCCGCCCACAUGACACAAAUGCCUAUUGGUAUCUCUACAGCCAUAGCCAGUCAUAAUGAGUCGUCGUACAAUAUGAUAACACCCAGUUUAUCGGAAAUAAAUGCAACACUGCCUGACGCCAUUACGACUGGCACAUCGAACACAAUCAGUGCGUCCAUGCAACCUAUGUCAAACACAACAUUGAUGUCGCCCGCGAGCAGAGCGAUUACAAAUGUGACUGACCUUCACUCAACAUUUUCAAGUGUUACAGCUACAAAUGGUGUCUUAUCAAAUAACUCAAAGUCAGCAAACAUAACAAUAUCUACAACCAACGAAACUGCAACACAUACAGGCAUUGAAGAAGCGAUUACAGCGGAACCGACAGUUUUUUACCCACAGCAAAAUACUACGGUGAUGGCAAAAACUACAAAUAUACCUGCUGUAAAUGGAACAACCAUUUUUCAAUCCAUGGACAACACAACAGAAGGCGCGACUUCAAACACAAUGAUCACAUCGCCAGGAAUAACAUCAGCAAUGGAAUACAUGAACUUUUCAUCAAAUAUCGACACAUCAACAUUCACAAGCGCAGCGGAGGCAACCACUGCAACUACGUUAUCGGAAGAUACGUCUGUCCAAACAUCUUACCCAAUUUUAGUAACACUAUCAACGAACAUCACCGAGUUGACGUCUGACCCUAUAACAACAAGCAGCGCGACUACAAGUACUACUAGCAUCUACCGUUCACAAAUCACCAAUACGGUAGCAGAAACGAACAGUUCAAUAUUCAGUACAACCUCUGCAGUCUUGCACCUUACGUUACGUCUGCAGCUGUCGCAAUGA